UAUAUUGAAAGCACAGUUGACUGCAGUCGUGUAUACAUAUUAAAACUCAAAGGUCACAUAUCAUCGUGCCAAAAAGAAUUUAAAAUUUUGAAAAUGGCAGAACGAUUGAAACCAACCGAAGUUUUUGAUGUAGAUUCAAUAAGAUAUUCAAAUAUCGAUAUACAAUCGAAGUAUGAAGAUGGCAUUGAGAAUGGCGGCAAGUGGUUGAUGUUUAUUGAUAAAAGCAAAUUAGAUGAAGUGUGGGCAAAUUGUUGUCAAAUUUAUGAUGAAGAAAAGCUAAUUGGUGUUUCCCAUUUAAAGUGUUCUACAAAUUUCAAAAAUCCAAGAACUAAUUCACAUCAAAGCGGUGCCAUCCGUUUUUAUUGCGGUCCGGCCUCGGAAGAAAAGAAGAUAAUCGAAAUUGGUAGAAAUAUAUUAAAAUUUAUUCCGUAUCAUUGUAUUACAGGAUACAUGAUUUACAAGUCUAAUGAACAGACUAAAAAAGGAACUAGAAAAACAGGUCAAAAAAUCAACCACCUUUAUAAACUACAGGUUCCAAAGAGAGAAAAACGAUUGUCUUCGGAAGAAGUCAAUAAAUUGAUGGGGAAUUUUUCCGAAUUAAAAACUUGUAACAUCUCAAUAAAAAACGAUUCCUCUCAAGCUAAAUAACUAUUUAAGUAAAAAUCCUCUCAUACUAUUUUGUAAAAUGUCGAAUAUUAUUAAAAAUUUUGUUAUUUUGUUAAAUU
This is a messenger RNA of Chrysoperla carnea, 725 nucleotides long. RefSeq lists its product as uncharacterized. The transcript has 2 exons. Lineage: Eukaryota; Metazoa; Arthropoda; Insecta; Neuroptera; Chrysopidae. The coding region runs from base 94 to 648 and encodes 184 amino acids. The record is from RefSeq and is a predicted model, not a curated record.